Prorocentrum cordatum is the source of this 401-nucleotide messenger RNA. The record is from the annotation of a GenBank genome assembly. NCBI's taxonomy places the organism in Eukaryota, Dinophyceae, Prorocentrales, Prorocentraceae.
ACGCGGCUCAAAGUCGAGCUGAUUUUGCGAACGUCCUUUCGCAAACUGAACUACUUACCAAAUUCCAUUGGCAGUUACGUACUUUACAUAACUAUGUCCAUGAAUUCCUUGAGGCUGCGAACGGCCACGGUGGCGUUCCUGCUGGCGAUAUCUGGGGCCGUGACGGUCCUGUCCCGGCUGCGGCGAAGCACCUGCACGCGCAGCAGCAGCUUCCUCGGCGAGGCCGAGGCCGAGGAAGCCGUCAGGUGCGACGACGCAGCGGACGACGAUUCGGACGAGGCCCGCUCCUGACCGUCGCCCACACCACACAGGCACACAUCCGCGGAGCUCCGCGUGGCGCUGGCGCCGCGCGGGUGCCUGUGGCGUCGGGCCCGCCGGGGCGGCACCGAGGGCCCUGGCGA